AUGCCUCAAAUUUUGUCAGACAGUAUUUCGUCUACAGAUUUUGAUGAUUUGGAAGCUAGGAGGCUCGAAAUCCAGAGAUUUCUCAAAGCAAACGUCGCGUCCGAAGUCAGGAACGGGAGGAUACUGAAUGGAAGAUUCCUCUAUUACAAUGGUUGGAAAUCCAUGAAUUUACAAUCGGCAUUCAAAUCGUCUAUCUUUGCAGUCAUGGCCCAAAUAUUUUUCGGAGAGAUGGCUACUGAGCCAGAAUUUGCCGCGGCGUUAUCUCGAUAUCCUCGAGAUCUAGGGCUCUCCGCGUCUACGAAACAAUACGCUCCUCGUGUCAUAGCUCCAAUCAUUGAAUUCAUAAUGACGAGGAAUGAAAGCGCAAAGCAAACUUUAGCUCGACGGUUGACGCUUGUAAUAGAUCAAUCGAAGACAACGAAAGUGCAUGGCGUCCUUCAAAGUUUGAUCACAUCUGCAAGAUCGAAAGCAGACGUAUCAUGCCCAUCAAUGGCGCUCGCUGAAACCAUUCUCAAUUUAUGGUUGAUUGCGUCUCAUCAAUCAUUACUCGUACUUGUUUACACUGUCUUCCGAGCCUGUACUCGAAUACUGGAUGGCGAAAAAAUGAGGAGAGAAAUCGGAGACCAAGACCAGCGUACCUGCGAUAGCUUAAAUAGUCUACCUUUGCUGCACAAAUUUAUGAUGCAAGCGAUCGAAGACAACUCUUUCAUCAAAGGCAGCAUAUCGGCAGACUUGUUGCCAGAAUCACAAGGCGAGUCCAAAAGUGUGAUGUCUUCAUCACUGACCGACACCGACUUCAAAGCUGCGGCGAAAACGAGCAGGCCUCUUGUGUUUCUCGCUGCCAAGAUAACAGUUUCUCAUUUCUUGACUAAUUUCAACGCCCGAAUUGCAGAAGAGACAUCGUUACAUCUGAAAGAUAGUGUGGGUAAAAGCCUGCAGGCAUCGGAGAUCAGGAUUCUUGUUCGUGAUAGACACUAUAUUGAGGAAAAUUACUUGUAG
This is a messenger RNA of Sclerotinia borealis F-4128, 999 nucleotides long. Lineage: Eukaryota; Fungi; Ascomycota; Leotiomycetes; Helotiales; Sclerotiniaceae. The record is from the annotation of a GenBank genome assembly.